AUGCUAUUGCGUGCAUCGAAGGCAUACGAGGAAAUAUUCGGACUACACGACAACAAGACCCUCGAUGCCCUCGAGUACCUUGGUACCACCUAUCGGCAGACGGGGAAAUUGCAGGAGGCUGAGAGUACAUAUAACCGCGUUCUGGAAGGUCGGACAGCCCUGUCAGGUCCAGAUCAUCCGACAACACUGGUAGCGAUGAACCGACUGGGCGGGGUAUAUAAAUGCCAAGGCAGACUAAAUGAGGCCGAGGAGAUCGCCAGAAAAGUAUGGAAAGUCUUCGAUAAAACCGAAGGACCUGAACACAUAUCGACAAUCAGAGCUUUCGUGUCGCUCGGGAAUAUUGCGCUUAGACGAAAUGAUAUCACCAAGGCGGCCAAUAUCUACGCAGCUGCACUGGACCAUUGCAAGGUAGCACUUGGACCCGAUCACUCAUCCACGCAGACAGUAUCUAGCAACCUUGCGUUGGUUCGUAUUCGCCAAGAGAGGUACCCUGAAGCUGAGACAAUGCUCAUCGAGCUGGUGCAGCAGGUGGAGGUGUGUUACGGCCCAAAAAGUGUACGUGUCCUGGCACCACGAGUGAAUUUGGCAAAUGUCUAUACGCGCCAGAAGAAAUAUGCCGAAGCACAGGAGACGCUUUAUACACUACUCGAGAUAUACAAAGAGACAUACGGGGAGGAUCAUACGAAAACAGUCAAUAUCAUGCAACAACUGGCGUGGAAUAUGAAAAAACAGGGUAAUCUUGCCGAUGCUGGUGAGAUGCUGCAGAAUGCGCUCGUCUUGGCCGUGGGCGCCCGCGGAAAUCAGGAUCAAGUCUCUAUUGAUAUCAUGAUUGCUUUGGCCAAUGUCUUGAACCAGCAAGGUCAAUAUAUCGGCGCGCAGCGGAUCCACCACCAGCUAUAUGAAGCGUACCAGGCGAAGUUUGGCAAAAAUAACUAUCUAGCAAUCUCGUCGUUGAUUGACGAAGGGGAUAUGCUUAUCUACCAGACGAAAUAUACCGAGGCUGAGGCAAUCUUCAAGGAAUCCACUCGACGGUGCGAAAUUGUGUUUGGCGCGGAAGACGAGCGCACUAUAUACAGUCUGGUGUCCCAAUGCUAUGCAGCAUAUGGGCUGGGAAGGAUUCAAGACAUUGAGUCUCACAUCUGUCGGCUGCUCAAGGAUCUCGAUGAAGGCUCACGAUUCUGGAGCAAAAGAGCAGCCUGGCUAUUCUUUGAGAUGAGCAAAGGUUACUUGGCUAGAGGCGCGAUCAAGGAGGCAGAGCCUUUGGCAGUGAAAGCAGCUGAAAUAUCUCUCAAACUGCUCGGCCGUGGUGAUAACGAAACCAUACUGCUUGGUCUGAACCUGGACCGGGUGCGGCGACAGCUUUGGCAACAGCAGAAAGGUCUUCCUGUCGAAGACACAGUAUCGUUAACACGUGACGAGACAACUGACUCGAUGAUCAGGAGAUUGGAGCUUUCACUGAUGAAGAGUCUAAUGCGCCCAAACCCAAGUCUCCCCAGGUCCCUCCGGCUGCUAGGCACGCUGUACAAUGCAAAGUGGAGCGAGGAUGGUGCCAUGCUUCACCUGGAAAUGGCCAUUGACAAGCUUGAACUGGCGAUCUUGAUUGGGGAAAAGGACGAUGGAGAUCGGCCGGAAUGUUUGCGUGCUCUGGGCAAAGCAUACAGAGCCAGGUUCCUAUACCAGGAUACACUGGAGGACCUGCGAAAGGCCAUAGAGCUUGCCGAAGCAGCCCUGGAAUUGAAAGUCGAGCCCGACGAAUCUCGUGCAGAAUACCUCGAGGACCUCUGCCAGAAUCUGAUUGAUCUCCAUGAGCGCGCCUCGGGUCUGGAACAUCUCGAUAGGGCGAUUGAAGUUGGCUUGGAAGCAUUAUCCUUGACUCCACUAGAUCACCCCAAAAGAGGACUCUAUCUAGGCCGUCGCGCAUCGGAACUCUUAAUCCGCUACCAGGAGAUUGCAAAUCGCGACGAUCUUGAGAAAGGCAUUGAACUAAUCACGGCAGCAUUGGUCUUGACACCCAAGACUGAGUCGCAGUGGAGUAAUUUCUGUUCGAUUCAUGCAGACCUUUACAGGCAGCGAUUCAAACAAGAUGGCAAUAUAAAGGAUUUGGAAAAGGCGGUGGAUCAUGCCACAGUGGCUGUUCGCGAUGGACCGGCAGAUAGUCCACUCUUGUUGGAUUCGUUGGCACGGCAAUUGGAGUAUCGAUAUCAAGCACUUGGGAACAAGGAAGACCUCGACAAGUCAAUCGUGGCUGCAGAGAGAGCUCUCGAAGUAUGCGAGCCUGGCAGCAAAUACCGAGCGGACUAUCUCACAACACUGGGCAAUAUCCUGCUGGAGCGGUUCGAUGCAACCGGGCAUCAAGAGGAUCUUAACCAUGCAAUUCUCCAUCUAGAGAACGCCCGUGAUAUACCGAAGACAAAUGCAGUUGCUGAAGCAAGAUGCCUGAGUGGAUUAGCUACCGCAUUUACAUUAUACUACAAACGCACGGAUGACCACGCGAGUCUUGAAGCUGCUAUUCACAAUGAAAGACUGGCCCUCGAGACUCUUCCCGAUUGGUUUGAAGGAAAAUCUGAGGUGAUGAACAACAUGGCACUUCAUUUGACAGACAGGUUUCGAUGGACAAAAAUGGCCGACGAUAUCGAUGAAGCCGCGAAUCUGAACAAUAUUUCCAAUAUCAUGGAGGCUAGAUUUUAUGAGUCAAAGAACUUGAAUGAUUUGAAUUCAGCAAUCGAGAAGGCUGAAGAUACACUAUCAGCCACGCAAAUUGACCAUACCAGUCGUACAGGGCGCCUUUUCAACCUCGGUGCCAAAUAUGAUGUCCGAUAUGGAAAAAGUAAUGACCCUCAGGACCUCCAACUUGCCGCGAAAAGUUUUAUAGAUGGCUGGAGGAUCAUCCAUGGACCUCCAUUCCAUCGUGUGAUGGCUGGUUCUCAGGCCGCGCAUCGACUGAUGGAGUUGGGAAGACUAGAAGAAGCCACAACGAUCGCGAUGGAAGUCGUUGAUUUGCUUCCUCAAGUCACUAGCCGAUCACUCGGUAUCACCGACCAGCAACACGUUGUCCGCAAAUUCUCUGGGAUGGCCGGGAACGCCUGUUCCCUCCUCCUGAGCGCUGGGCGACUGCACGAAGCAUUGGAAUAUCUCGAGCGAGGACGGACUGUCAUCCUCGAUCAGUUAAUGAGCAGUCGGAUGGAUUUCUCCGACCUCGAAUCCACAUAUCCGGAGCAUGCUGCAAAAUUUCGACAACUCCAGGACGAUAUCAAUAAUACAUUCGACUGGGCAGGCGCGGGAAUUAGCGAAACGAAUUCCUUGGUUCAAAACCGUCUCGCAUCGGUUUCCAAGUUCAAUGAGUGCAUUGACGCAAUUCGUCUCUUGCCAGGACAUGAUCGGUUUCUUCUCGGGCCAACGAUUGAAACUAUGAAGUCGGGCGCAAAGGGAGGCCUGAUCGUUAUCGUCAUCAUCAGUUCCCUUCGCAGCGAUGCCAUCAUUAUCUCCGAGGAGGCAAUCGACAGUGUCGAACUUCCUGGACUAUCAUACUCGGAGACUGCCGAAUGGCUAGAGAAGGACCUGGAAGGGAGACCCAAGAAUCGCGCUGAUCGGAAAAUGCGGAACGAGCAAUACUCCGAUCUACUCCAUUGGCUCUGGGUGUCUGGUGUGAAGCCCAUCCUCGAUCAUACCGAAUUCCAACCUUCGUCAUCAGCAAGACUACCCAGAAUCUCCUGGAUAGGCUGCGGUAUGGCUAGUCUUUUACCUUUCCACGCAGCUGGUGACCGCACGCCCGGCUCCAAUGAGCAUACCUUCUCGUACGCUAUCUCCUCAUAUUCACUAUCAAUCAAAACAAUGUUCCAGGCCAGAGCCAAGUCUAGAGAGGGCAUCCCUGGUGUGCAUCCGGCCUUGUUGAUGGUUGGAAUGCCCACCACCGACGGGCACGCAUCGCUAGCUGGAGUCGAGGACGAAAUACAAGAGAUCGCAGAGGUGGUUGAGCCUUCAUUUACCGUAAAGAGUCUACUACAUCCACAGCCUUCGCUAGUGAUGUCUGAUCUUGCUUCCUAUGACAUGAUCCACUUUGCAUGUCACGCAGUGUCCGACACCAAAAGUCCCCUGAACGGUCAUCUUUUACUGCAGGGGGACACUUCAAACAGAUCUUCAAGCAAACAAUGUAGUCCGCUAACAGUCGAGACGAUCGUCAAAAUGGAUCUCAAACGUGCGCGCAUAGCGUAUCUCUCCGCAUGUUCAACGGCGGAAAACAAAGGGAAGAAACUCUUAGACGAGGCUAUCCAUCUUGCCAGUGGUUUUCAGGUCGCUGGGUUUGCUCACGUUCUGGGUACAAUGUGGCCGGCGGCUGACUCAAUUAGCCGUGAUGUUGCCGUUGGCUUAUAUGGAAACCUAGCUUCGCUCCUGUUGAAACCGGGCGUAGAUAUCGAUUGCGCGGUUGCAGAAGCGUUUCAUUUCGCGGUCAAUGAUGUUCGUACCGAAUGGGAGGAUCAACCUCUCUAUUGGGCGCAGUUUGUUCAUUUUGGGGGUUAACUGAUGUUCUGGUGUAUACCUGAAGUGUUUCAUUGAAU
Molecule: messenger RNA, 4556 nt
Organism: Aspergillus welwitschiae
Lineage: Eukaryota; Fungi; Ascomycota; Eurotiomycetes; Eurotiales; Aspergillaceae
Product: CHAT domain-containing protein
Exons: 2
Coding region: 1-4518 (1505 amino acids)
Molecular function (GO): protein binding
Source: RefSeq, a predicted model, not a curated record